UCCUGCAGAAGUGAUUAGAAGGGCUCAGAGGCAGUGCAAGGCUGAAGUCAGUCCUGGGACUUUGCAGUGACAUGGCCCUGCAGGUGCCAGCUCUGGCCAUGCUCCUGGCUCUUCCACCCCUCAUGUGUGCAUGGGAACCAGCACCAUCCAGUCCCAGCAGCCAGGAAGGAGACAAGAGUCCAGGAAAGUGCCAAGCACCAGACAGCAGGGACCGCUGGCCCGAGUUCAGACCGAAACAGCCAUUCUACAAUCCAGGUGCCACGGUGACGUGGAGGUGCUCUGUGGGCUUUCGGCCCUCAGUUCCCAACAGCACAUGCACAGGGUCGGGGACCUGGAGUCCAGAGAGUGUCCAGUGUGAUGGGUUUUGUACGAUUAGAAGAAACUGGUUCCAGCUCAUGUUUACAGGCUACAUCCCGACAGAGCUUGCACUCGGUAAGAAGGUCCAGGUGAGCUGUCGCCAGGAGCAGUUUGAGGGGGGCUCAGGCUGGCUGCAGUGUGUGGACAGAGCCGGGCGUCCUGAGUGGAACAUGAGCCAAGUGAAUUGCAUCGAGAAAUGCCGCAGGCCCCAGUGGGACCCAAGACUUCAGUUUGCCCCAGACCAGCAAUUUUAUAGACGGCAUGAGGCAGUGAGGCUGAGCUGCCUUGAUGGGACCUGGCCGUCCCCACCCGUGAUCCGCUGUGUGGCGCAAUAUCCAAAGGAUCUGGGUAUCUGGACAAUGCCGGACAUUUGGAGUGAAUGGCGUCGCAUUGAAAAGAAUGGGACCUGUGUAGACCUCCCCCAGAUCAGCCCCCCAGAGAUUUCACCCACCAGCAUCAGGCUCAGCUGGGCUUGCAAACCCAUCGAGUCCUGCCAGGGCACAUCGACCAUAUGGGCCAAGUGCCAGGCAGAUGUACACCACAAGGCCGACCCCUGCUGGGAACAAGGAGCCACAAUAGAGUGGACUUCUAAAGUCUUGGAGGGGACUUUUACCUGCAGCCACCUGCAACCCUUCAGUUUCUACAACGUCACCAUUUUUGCAAGCACCGGGGCUCAGAUACCCUCCUCCAGCGCUGUUCUCUACAGACGGCGGGUCAGGACAAAAGAGACGGGUAAGAGUGACCCGCCGUUCCGCCAGCCCCAGAUAGAGCCGAGGGACCCCAGCACCGGAUCCCUGCGGUGGAAACAGCUGCCGUCCUGCCAUGGGGACAUCCUCGGGUACCAGCUGAACAUCACGGCUUGGAGAGAGAACGAUGAUGGAUUCUUGGAGGAGCAGGUGGUGCAGGUGAACCCAUCGGUCACUGAGUACAGGCCGCCCCACUGGAGACCCGGGACCAACUACACGGUGACAGUCCAGGGCCUUACAGCUGCUGGCCUGGGGAAGGCAUCGCAAUGGGCCUUUGAAACGGAUAUCUCAGGGAAGCAGGAGUCCAAGCCGGCGGGGAUCACGCCAGGGCAGCACCAAGCCACGGCAAGCAAUGCAGGCCAGGAGCACCAUGCAGAGCUGCAGCCCCAGGACCCGUCAGAUAUUUCCUGCUAGUUCCAGGGCCCUCUGACACCAGUGCCCUAAGCUGCAGAGAAGGGCAUCCCUGCCGUGGCACUGAAGGCCUGAACCCCCACCAGGCUGGUUGUGAAUGGUGACCCUCUCCCCUCUGCAGUUAAGGACUGCCCAGGAGGCGGGGCAGUAGCCAUGAUGAAAACUUUCAGAGAAGCUGGACCAUCUGAAACUCACGCUCUCUCUCUUGGAAAUCAUGUUCAAUGAACUGCCUGCCUCCAGAGGGAAUCUCCACCUGCCUCUGGAUGAUACUUGUCAGUAAGUUACCUGAGAUCUAACUAGAUAUAUAGCUUGCGGUAACUCAUAUGCGUAAUCAAAGGCUAC
Molecule: messenger RNA, 1856 nt
Organism: Alligator sinensis (Chinese alligator)
Lineage: Eukaryota; Metazoa; Chordata; Crocodylia; Alligatoridae
Exons: 10
Coding region: 72-1517 (481 amino acids)
Molecular function (GO): protein binding
Source: RefSeq, a predicted model, not a curated record